AUGGCGAGUGCGGAGAAUGGCGUAGCGCCCACACCAGGCAUCUCAUCCUCCGAGAAUCUCUCCGCCGUAGCCGUCUCUCCGCCGUCCCAGGCACUCAAAGACACGUCGGCAUCGGAUGCUUUAGCAUCGCAGGAUGCUAUACAAACGAGCUUUGGCAUGAGCUCCAACGAAAGCCCUGACGCCAGCAAAGCCGGGUCCGAGGCCGGCGCACGCCCCUGGCCCACAGGACUGCCUCCGUUGCCACCGCACUUGAUGGGUGCUGAUCUGCCCAUUGCUAAUAUCUCUCGCAUCAUGAAACGUGCCCUGCCGGACAAUGGCAAAAUUGCGAAGAAUGCCAAAGAAUGCAUGCAAGAGUGCGUCAACGAACUUAUUAGCUUUGUGACAUCCGAGGCCAGUGAUCGAUGCGGCAGCGAAAAGCGCAAAACGAUCAAUGGCGACGACAUUUUAUAUUCGCUGCGUGUGCUUGGAUUUGACAACUAUGAGCAGGUGCUCAAAGUGUAUCUGAGCCGCUACCGCCAAGCACAAGAAGACAACCCGCGUCAGCGCCGGCGCAGAGCCAUGAAGCGGCGCUCCUCGCCGUCAUCCCGGACUGGAUCUGGCGACGGGGAUCUCUCUACUACGGAGGGUGCAGUGGAUGAUGAUGCGCAGGAGGACGACGACGACGAAGACGCCGCAAGCGACGAGGGCGGCGACGAAGAGUAA
Messenger RNA from Malassezia restricta, 702 nucleotides. Its product is annotated as nuclear transcription Y subunit beta. The transcript has a single exon. Gene Ontology annotation, molecular function: protein heterodimerization activity; DNA-binding transcription activator activity, RNA polymerase II-specific; RNA polymerase II cis-regulatory region sequence-specific DNA binding. Gene Ontology annotation, biological process: regulation of transcription by RNA polymerase II. Lineage: Eukaryota; Fungi; Basidiomycota; Malasseziomycetes; Malasseziales; Malasseziaceae. The record is from RefSeq and is a predicted model, not a curated record. Gene Ontology annotation, cellular component: CCAAT-binding factor complex. The coding region runs from base 1 to 702 and encodes 233 amino acids.